AUGAUCAAGUGCGAGAUCAUUCACGUUCUUCUCGAAGAGCUACCUCGAUAUGUAGCCAUCUCUUACGCCUGGGGAGAUCCAGGAGACACGUGCAAAAUUGAUAUCGGAGGAAACUCUAUCCCGAUUUCGGUCAGCCUCCACGGGGCUCUCCAAGCUCUUCGUCAAAAAAAUGAACCUGUGCUGGUAUGGGCGGAUGCCUUGUGUAUCGACCAAGGGAACAGAGACGAGCGGACCGAGCAAAUACAGCUUAUGCCCACCAUCUACUCAAAUGCCGACUCGGUAGCGGUUUGGCUUGGCGCUGAAGGUGACGGUAGUGCAAAGGCCGUGGACUUUAUUCACAGAUUGAGUGGCCAAGCUCAAUAUCCAAAACAGGUCUCCCAGCUCUUAGCAUCCGGAAUGAGUAAUGGUGAUCUUGCUGGUGUUGUAUCUUUAUUUAGCAGAGAUUACUGGAGGCGACUCUGGGUUGUACAGGAACUGCUCAACGCAAAGAAAGUCAUCGUCUACUGCGGGUCUAUAGAACUUCCGUGGCGGUCAUAUCAGCUCGCAUCGAAUUUGUUCUUUGAAUAUCGACAUGAGUUGGCUUUCCAAAGCAUUCAGAUGAACCGCAAUCGUUUAGCUAUCUCACCGGACCAAUUUAGCUAUGAUCAAGUGUUAAUUUACCAGGGCCCCGCCAGUCUUCCAGAUCUUCGAAGCUAUAUUGGGAAUGUAGAGAGAGCCUUUCUCGAUAUUCUGCGUGCCUGUAGACGGAAGCUUGCUUCAGAUCCAAGAGACAAAAUAUUCGGCAUUCUUGGAAUCCUACCCGAAGAGGUGCGGAACGAAUUCCCUCCCGAUUACAAUAUGUCCACCAAGGAUCUAUACACACAAGUGGUUGAGUUUCUCAUCAAGACUACGAUGCGGUUGGAUGUUAUCUGUGAGGCAGUGCAUUUUCCUGUCCAUACCAGCUCUACCGAUCUACCUUCAUUCAUCCCAGACUGGUCACAUGCCCCUCAGACAACACCAAUGGGCCACAAGUAUAAGUUCUCAGCAGCAGGUUCCACAGAGGCCCGCUGUAAGCUCCUCGAUCAGCGCUUGAACAAGUUAGAAAUUGAAGCAAUACCACUUGAUUCGGUCAAGAUCAAAGGCGUCGCAGUUGGCACUCUUUGCAACUUGGGAGAUUAUCUCAUGGCUUUUCUACACUGGAGAGCUCUUCUUCUGGGUGAAGUUGGCCAUGAGAAGGACGAAUAUAUCCGAGGAGCGGAGGAGGAUUUCGCGAUGGCAAUAUGCCUGGAACAGAUUCCAUCUCAAUAUACGCCUUCGCAGUGGUUACCCAUAUGCUAUAGCGUUUUUGCUAACCUUCUUCAUGAACGGCUGCCAUACCUUCCUUGGGAUCCAACUUUGAUGAAAUAUCUCGAUGCUCCCGUUGAUGUUGAACCAAAGGAUAGAAGGGAAUACUUACAAAAAGUAUUCGGUGAUAAGAUGAUGGGGCGAAGCUUGUGUAUUACCGAGCAUGGCCGGAUUGGAAUGGGCUCAGGGUUUAUGCAGCCUGGUGCUCAGGUCGUCGUGCCCUUGGGCUGUUUAACUCCCAUUCUAUUAAGGCCUGAUGCGGUUCGUAGCACUUAUCGAUUUGUGGGCGAUGUUUACAUUAAUAGGUACAUGAAUGGGAAAGCUAUCGAGCGUUGGGAGGCGGGAGAGAGAAGUGUCAUGAAGUAUGUGCUUCAAUGA
Messenger RNA from Clonostachys byssicola, 1701 nucleotides. The record is from the annotation of a GenBank genome assembly. Lineage: Eukaryota; Fungi; Ascomycota; Sordariomycetes; Hypocreales; Bionectriaceae.